CUCCUUGAUGCUCCGCGCCCGGCUUCUCACUGUGUUUCUUGUGCUCAGAGCAUCAACACGUUGCUGGUCUUCGCGACGUUUAUUUCGUUCAUUCGGCCUAUUUGUUUUUUAUUGUGUGAUCUAUCAUUUCCUGGCGUAAGUAAUUGUAUUAAUGUUACCCUAAUUUUAGACAAAUUUGGUCAGGUGUUUGUCGAAACACUUCACUCGUUCUAUCGUCCAUAGUUGAAAUGGGAAAAUCCAAAAGGAAUAGAAGUCGUAGUUGCUCUGCGAGCAGCGAGGAUGAUCACGUAUCGACUCGGAAACUUUUAAAGAAGUUGCGUAGGGAAUUUAAGAGUAUAAAACAACAACAAUCUCGGAUUUCCCGGUCUCGUAGUCGCAGCCGACGACGAGAUUCCAUUAGCGAGCCCCGCCAUGAGGCUAGGCGACGGGUUCAGUCCCGAAGUCCGUGCGCACGCUCGCGUUCGCGGGGACGAAGCAGGUCCAGGAGUUUCCGUCGUCACGUACGCCGUGAACGUGAAACGAAAAGUGCCGCUCCAGCGCAGUUAGCGCCUUCGUCAACAUCUUCUGCUAUGCCGCGGGCUUCGCUCGAAACUGCGACGCUGUCACGUUCUGUAGAUAAUUCUGCUGAUCGAGCUAUUCGAAAUGACGCCUGUAGCGUUGUUUCAGAGGGCAGUUUGGUAGAUCUGGGUACCUGUAGUGCUCAAUCUAUUUUAGGCGAUACGAGAGGUAUAUGUAAUGCCACUCAGGAAAGGAAAAUUGACGAUGCCUGUAGCGUUUUGUCAAAGGAUGUCAUUGAUAUGCUCGGCGACGAUCCAGAAAGCACUGCGGAAAACGGUUCAUUGUUGCACAAUGAACUUGCAAAAAGGUGGAAGGUUUUUUUGCAAAAUGGCCUUAAAAAGGAUGAUUUAUUAACGAUCCUAAGUAAAUAUGACACACCCUCAAAUUUAUCUUUGCUAACGGCCCCGAUUCUCAAUCCAGAGGUUAAAGCCGCCUUACAAAAACCUAUUCUUUCGAACCUGCAGGCGGUUGCCGAAAAAUGCAUGCCGGCCGAAUUUCUGUUUGGAACAGAUCUAUCAGACAAGCUUAAGUCUCUCAAAGCUAUUGAGAGUGCAAGUAAGGAACUUAAAUCGGUGCCAAAACCUUUUUUUAAUAGAAAGAGGGGGGGCGAUACUGUAAGUGACCGAAGUAAACCCGGAUCAAGUCGGCCUUUAAACGCGUUCAGGCCGGUCCGUCAUUACCCCGAGACGAGGCCGGCCCGAUCACAAAAAUUUGCCUACCGGUCGGAACCAGCCAAGACUUAUCGCAACAAAAACCAAAGCACGUGGAAGAAGAGGAUUUAA
Messenger RNA from Photinus pyralis (common eastern firefly), 1340 nucleotides. RefSeq lists its product as uncharacterized. The record is from RefSeq and is a predicted model, not a curated record. Lineage: Eukaryota; Metazoa; Arthropoda; Insecta; Coleoptera; Lampyridae. Bases 228 to 1340 code for a protein of 370 amino acids. The transcript is spliced from 3 exons.